UUGCUAGUGAAAAUCGUAUCAUGUGAGACCAACCUUCAGCGCAGUGAAGCAACCAAAUUUCCUGUGAGGCUGUUCUUAGAGUCUCUACCCUGUUCAAGUUCUAUAGACCAGAAAGAAUGAGGGUUGCUCCCAGUCAGUGUAUUCUUGGCUUCAUAGGAUUAUCAACUGUGCUGACAGUGAUUGGUUUUACUGCCUGUGCAGUUGUUCUGCUCCUAGCCCCGGGAGAGCCAGAGGUGUGGCUAUACAAUGGAGGCCCGUACAUCAUCUACCCCACCAUUGGAUUGAUUAUUGGCGGGAUUUUCACCAUAGUCAUCAGUAUAGUCGGAUGCUGUGCCGUACAUAAGGACUCUAAGAUGUUACUGAUACUAUUCUCCGUUAUCACCUUUAUUGCAGCUGGUGUCUACCUGGCCAGCUCGGCCACUAUGUUUGUAUUCCUUCAUGUAAACCAGGUUAGGAGCGAGCUGAAUGGUACCAUAGUGGGCCAGAUGUUGAGGUAUUCUGAAUCAACAGGAAACAAUCACUACUACAUGGGCAAUCUUCAAAAAUAUGACCGUUGCUGUGGUGUGGCUAGCUAUACUGAUUGGAGGACGUACAACACCUCGUGGUAUCAGAACAGGAUAGACAACGUCUCUCUAGCCCCGGCCUCAUGCUGUAUGCAGGACAACCAAAACGGAAACUGUUCCGCUAGUGCAGAAAAUAUAUUUAGUACAGGUUGUCUGGAUGUUGUCAUGAUGAGGGUGAACAUUGUAAUAGAUGUUGUACUGGCAGUUACCAUAGUAAUGGCCGUGUUUCAGGUCAUUGCCAGCUUAAUGGGUUGCUAUGGCUCUCACGUCAUAUGGAAAUAUGAACACUAUGACGUUCUCUAGCUAUUCAUCAUUAAUUUUUGUCGAUGCAUCUUUUCUAUUCAAUGUGUGGCCGCCCUCUAGA
Halichondria panicea is the source of this 927-nucleotide messenger RNA. RefSeq names its product CD63 antigen-like. The coding region runs from base 117 to 866 and encodes 249 amino acids. Gene Ontology annotation, cellular component: plasma membrane. NCBI's taxonomy places the organism in Eukaryota, Metazoa, Porifera, Demospongiae, Suberitida, Halichondriidae. The transcript is spliced from 7 exons. The record is from RefSeq and is a predicted model, not a curated record.